Phyllopteryx taeniolatus (common seadragon) is the source of this 3730-nucleotide messenger RNA. It is a transcript of the gene ppp2r5ca, whose product is annotated as protein phosphatase 2, regulatory subunit B', gamma a. Gene Ontology annotation, biological process: signal transduction; protein dephosphorylation. Bases 16 to 1851 code for a protein of 611 amino acids. Gene Ontology annotation, molecular function: protein phosphatase activator activity. NCBI's taxonomy places the organism in Eukaryota, Metazoa, Chordata, Actinopteri, Syngnathiformes, Syngnathidae. Gene Ontology annotation, cellular component: protein phosphatase type 2A complex; cytosol; nucleus. The record is from RefSeq and is a predicted model, not a curated record. The transcript has 16 exons.
CUUGGGAUCAGUCACAUGCUGCGUGAAUAUUCACUCGUGGCAGACACACACCAGUGCGUGCUGGUGCGUCAAGUGCGUGUGUCCAAAGGGAACCUGCGCCCUGCUGACACUCCACAGCAUUCCAUUAUGCCACAGAAGAGCAAAAAAGACAAGGACUCCACUAAGUCUGGAAAAACAAAAAAAUCUGCAAGUAAAAAUGGGGCUGCAGGUGACCAAGAUGCCUCCAAUAAGAAAGUACCUCCCGCCACUCAGCUGAUGAGGAUAAAGCAGCCGGGGUCACACUCGGCUGUGAGGAGGGAGAAGAGGUUCAGCUCUUCGUGCUUCGCCCUCAGCGCCAACAGAGAGCUGCACAAGCUGGCUAAGCUCGCAGAUGUGGCCCCUGCGGAGCAGGAGAAGCUCUUUAUCCAGAAGCUGCGGCAGUGCUGCGUCCUCUUCGACUUCCUGUCCGACCCGCUGAGCGACCUGAAAUGGAAAGAGGUGAAGCGGGCGGCGCUGAGCGAGAUGGUGGAAUACAUCACCCACAACAGGAAUGUCAUCACAGAGCCCAUCUACCCGGAGGUGGUUCACAUGUUUGCUGUGAACAUGUUUAGAACACUGCCUCCUUCUUCUAACCCCACGGGAGCUGAAUUCGAUCCCGAGGAGGAUGAGCCGACACUUGAAGCGGCGUGGCCACACCUCCAGCUCGUCUAUGAAUUUUUCCUUAGGUUUUUAGAAUCGCCCGACUUUCAGCCCAACAUAGCGAAGAAAUACAUCGACCAGAAAUUUGUUAUGCAGCUUCUAGAACUAUUUGACAGCGAAGAUCCCAGAGAGCGAGACUUCCUCAAAACGACUCUUCAUAGGAUCUACGGGAAGUUCCUCGGCCUGAGAGCGUACAUCAGAAAACAGAUCAAUAACAUUUUUUAUAGGUUUAUCUAUGAGACGGAGCAUCACAAUGGUAUUGCUGAACUACUGGAAAUACUUGGAAGUAUUAUCAAUGGGUUUGCCUUACCUCUGAAAGAAGAGCACAAGAUUUUCCUGUUGAAGGUUUUAUUACCUCUACACAAAGUGAAAUCACUCAGUGUCUAUCAUCCACAGUUGGCCUACUGUGUGGUGCAGUUUUUAGAAAAGGACAGCACUCUAACUGAGCCGGUGGUCAUGGCUCUCCUCAAGUACUGGCCAAAGACUCACAGUCCCAAGGAGGUGAUGUUCCUCAACGAGCUAGAGGAGAUACUGGAUGUCAUCGAGCCGUCCGAGUUUGUUAAGGUGCAGGAGCCUCUGUUCCGGCAGCUGGCUAAAUGCGUGUCCAGCCCACAUUUCCAGGUGGCAGAACGAGCACUGUACUACUGGAAUAAUGAGUACAUCAUGAGUCUGAUCAGCGACAAUGCGGCCAAGAUUCUCCCAAUCAUGUUCCCCGCUUUGUACCGCAACUCAAAGACCCACUGGAACAAGACCAUCCACGGCCUCAUCUACAACGCUCUGAAGCUGUUCAUGGAGAUGAAUCAGAAGCUCUUUGACGACUGCACACAGCAGUUCCGGGCUGAGAAAAACAAGGAGAAGGCCAAGUCGAAGGAGCGCGAAGAAGCUUGGAGCAAGAUCGAGAACCUCGCCAAGUCCAAUCCACAGUUCUCUGUGCUUGAGCCGUCUGACUUCAAUAGUCCAGUAGCAAUGGAGACGGAUGUUCCUUUUAUAGAAGAUGUUCAGAGGUUAAAAAAGACAGUUGAGGAAGGCGCAACUCAGCUGCAGCACGGCCAGUGGAAGGAUCGGCCCAUGGUGCGGCGCAAAUCUGAGUUGCCUCAGGACAUCUACACCACAAAAGCCUUGGAGACCCACCGCAGAGCUGAAGACAUGUUGACCACCCGCGACGGACUCUAGAUCCAGCCACAUGACUGUCCCUCCACGGCCAUGGACACCCCGACACCCAAGCCCUCCAUUCUAUUUUUUUUUUCUUUUUUUUUUUUUUUUUUAAUAAACCUGUGUCCUUAGUUCUCAUCCAUUCCGGCUGCCCAUUUGAGUGCAGCACACUGGGCCUGUGACCAGUGCAGAAGUCCUGUAUUCACGUUCCUCAGAUUUCUGCUUUCUCAGGUUCUUUUGGUAUUGUUUGGAGAAGGACGUCCUUGCGUGUCUUUUAGCCCUAGCCGUUGUCUCCGUAUCAUCUGCCCCCCCCCCCCCCCCCCCCCCCACCCCCUCCUCUGUUGUCCACUCACUCUUAAGUGUGGAACCCGGACAAAAACAAUGACAACACGGUGCCGGUUCCUUCAUUCUUACUGGGGUUGAGCUGCAGGAAUGGAUGGUUUAAAGGAUUUUUGGUCUCCAUCACACAGAAGGCAAGAAAGGUCAAAGGAAAGCUGAUGCUUUCCUGUCAUCGGUUUUCCUUUUCUGUCUUUUAACCGACAUCUUGUCAGUGCCAAGACUGUUGUGUGUUUUUGUUUAUAAUCUCAGAUUCAAACAGGGGCACUUGCCUUUGGUUUUGGUCAUUAGUGUUGUUUUGUUGUUUCUUUUUAGUAUUACACACUUACGACCAAACUCAGGCCUGUCCGUCGCCUUGCAAUGUCCAGGUAGACAGCGAGGAAAGACGACGUUGUCCUGUGGACAUCCGUCACUUUCCGUUUUUGUUUGUUUGUUUUUUGUUUUUUUAUUCAUGUGCCAUUUGCCACUUUUACGUAUGCUUGCUUGCUUGUGUUUACGGGCAAUGUUUGAAAACCAGAUGGUUGUUGUGCCCACUCAGUUCAAACAAUGGUACUGCUGAAUGUGACUUAGGAUCCCUAUAAGCUUGGACAAAAGAGUUAAAAAUCUCCAUGAUUGACUGAUAAAAGCUUUUAAUUUAUUAUUAAAAUCAAGCGCUGGUAAUCUUGCUAGGUAUAGAUGCACUUAAUACUAAAAUAGAAAUACCAAAAAUCCCCUUCGUCAAGCUCGCAUGUUUGCUUUCUCACCGUUCGUCCAUCAGAGAAUCAGUACUGUUGUUUCGACUAACGCGUCAAGCGUGUUCUGAUUUCUUUAUAUUUGAUGUGCUAGUUGUCUCGUCCCUGGAGGUGAAGUAGUUUGGCCAUCCCGGCCCAAAAAAAACGGCCGGUGUCACACAGAUGCUGAACAGUGAACUGAUAUUGUGACUUGGCUCGUUUAAUUGUAUUAAUACUGUAUUUGCUUGAAUGCAAAAAGUUGUAAAUUCAAAAGUACCAUGUUAAACAUGUACCUUUUACUCCAGAGGAAUGCCAUUCAACCAAACUUGAUUUCUUGUUUCUUAAAAAAAAAAAAAAAAAAAAAAAAUUAUAGCCCAUGCUUGCUGGGAAAGAUGUUCUUUUAUGGGUUUUAUGAGUUAUUUUAGUGCUUACGAAGAAGUCCGUUCGAUAAAGACUUAAAAAGUUAUUUGGUGGCUUGUCUUUUUGCAGAUCUUUUCAUUUUAACAUUUUAUUUCCAAAACAUAACUUAAAAGUGUCCUUUUUUAUGUGACCUGUACUAUAUGAUUCAUUUAUUGUAUAUAUGAUUUACCUUGUUUCAUGUAGUGUUAUAUAUAAAUAUAUAUCUAGAUUAAUUUUGUACAAAUUGUCCUUCUGUACAGAAUAAAACCUCCAUAGCAAGUGAAAACUUCAACCUGGUACAUACAUUGUUUUAUUCCCCCUUCCGUUGGCUCAGCAACGCAAUGAUUUAGAAAAGUGCGCAUAUUUCUACUGUUAAAUCCAUGUUCAUGUGCUCCAAUCACUGUCUCUAGUGGUGUAAAACGGUAUAGAAUGAAUAAAGAGCUUAUUUGAGUGUA